AUGCCAUCUGGACUCGAAAAUACUUUUUUGAUAGCAGUAGCAGGAGAGUUCAUAAUUGGAAUGCUGGGGAAUGGUUUUAUUGUCCUAGUUAACUGCACUGACUGGAUGAAGAAUCAAAUGCUCUCAGCAGCUGACGGCAUCCUCACCAGCCUGGCUGUCUCCAGAAUCAUUCUUCUUUGGAUAACACUAUUCAAUUCAUCUGUAAUGGUGUUUUGGCCACAUCUAUAUCACAUUGAUAAACUAGCAAACGCUCUUAGUAUUCUUUGGACACUGACCAAUCACCUAUCUACCUGGUUUGCCACCUGCCUGAGUGUUUUCUACUUCUUUAAGAUAGCCAAUUUCUCCCACCGCUGUUUCAGUUGGCUGAGGUGGAGAAUUAGCAGGGUGCUGCUUGUCCUUACACUGGGGUCUUUAUUCUUACUGUUUUUCAACUUUAAAUUAUUAGAUGGAUUUACUGAUCUCUGGGUCAUUUUCUAUCAAAACUACGAAAGAAACUCAACUUGGCCCCUAGAUGUAAGUAACACUCUGUGUCUUAACAGCUUGAUUAUGCUCAGUUUCAUCUACUUAACCCCCUUCCUUCUGUCCCUGACCUCACUGCUGCUUUUAUUUCUCUCCUUGAUGAGACACACCAGGAGCCUGCAUCUGAACUCCAGUUCUGGGGACUUCCGCACAGAGGCCCAUAAAAAGGCCAUGAAAAUGGUGAUGUCGUUCCUCAUCCUCUCCACGGUUCAUUUUUUUUCCAUGCAAUUAACAGUUUGGACUUUCGUUUCACUGCAGAAACAUCAUGCCAGUUUGGCUGUCACGUUAAUAUCUGCUCUUUUUCCUUCAGGCCACUCAUUUGUUCUAAUUUUGGGAAACCGCAAGCUGAGACAAGCCGCUGUAGGACUGCUGCGGCAUCUCAGUUGCCACCUGAAAAUGGCGGAGCCCUAGCUUCCUAGACUUCCAGAAAUGAAGAAUUAAUGAAGCCCAUUGAAGAUCCGUUUCAACUUUCGUUUUUCUCACUGGAUGCUUUUAGCUACUAUUAAACAUCACAAGCUUUCCCUAGAAUGGCCUAUAAACUUAA
This is a messenger RNA of Suricata suricatta (meerkat), 1063 nucleotides long. RefSeq names its product taste receptor type 2 member 42-like. The coding region runs from base 1 to 930 and encodes 309 amino acids. Gene Ontology annotation, biological process: G protein-coupled receptor signaling pathway; sensory perception of taste; detection of chemical stimulus involved in sensory perception of bitter taste. Gene Ontology annotation, molecular function: G protein-coupled receptor activity. The record is from RefSeq and is a predicted model, not a curated record. NCBI's taxonomy places the organism in Eukaryota, Metazoa, Chordata, Mammalia, Carnivora, Herpestidae. The transcript has a single exon. Gene Ontology annotation, cellular component: membrane.